This is a messenger RNA of Etheostoma cragini (Arkansas darter), 1370 nucleotides long. Its product is annotated as apoptosis facilitator Bcl-2-like protein 14. Bases 122 to 997 code for a protein of 291 amino acids. The record is from RefSeq and is a predicted model, not a curated record. The transcript has 8 exons. NCBI's taxonomy places the organism in Eukaryota, Metazoa, Chordata, Actinopteri, Perciformes, Percidae.
UUUUUUAACUAGCUGUCAUAAAUUCAGUCGAGGUCUUCUUCGUGUGAGUCGUACAGUAGACGUUGGUUGUCGCUCUUGUGGAUAUUUUAGUGUAUUUUUAAUCGUUUGGACCUAAACCAACAUGGCAAACGGGCACGUGGAAAUCCACGACCCCUUCUCCAACCCCAACGGCCUCCACAGCCCCAAAUCGACCUCAGACACAGACAGCAUGGAGGACACGGUGGAGUUCAGGCUCCUUAUGGCCUACGCAAAGAGGAGACGGCCACAAAAGGAGGCCUCUCCUCAGGACAUACAGACUUUACCAAGAGGUGGCACGGACGCAAACGGAUCCUCACCUCAGACGCCGGCCAUGACUGAAAAAGAGGCGAAAAAGAGGAGGAAGAAGAGGAAGAAGGGAUGGAAGAGCAUUUUCAGCUGUAUCAAACCUCAGACUGGGGAAGCAGAACCGUGCCCAAUGAAUGUGAAUCAGUAUGAUGUUGAAGACAGAUGUGGUGAUUGUAGGGUUGCUGAAGUAGAAGAAGAGGAUGAGCUCAAAGACUUAGCAGGCAAGCUAACACACAUCGCUGAUGAAGUCCCAUUCAUUCCUCCAGAAAUAGAGACCGACUCGAACAAUGAUGUGAAUGUGGAGAAAACCAUCGGCCUGCUGCUGAGGGAGAGUGGAGACCGACUGAACGAGAAGGAGCUGAAAGACGCCGCUAUAUCCUUAGAUCUUUUUUGGGAUUACAGUUUCUUUAAACUGCUGAUGACAACCCUUCUCACGAGGAUGGGCCUCAGGACCCCCAACCCUGAUUCUCCGGGGCCGAAAGCAUCUCCCAAAACUCAGAUCGCUGUGACCUGCGAGGUCACCAGUCGUCUAUCAGCGUUGAACACACUGCCCAGCAACCGACUGCUUGACCACGGAGCCAGAUAUCUGCAGCAUUAUUAUUCAUCCUGGGCACAGCAGCAGGGCGGAUACGAGGAAGCCUUUUACAGUGACGAUGAGGACGACAGCCAGUGAACACAAAGUCCUCUUGAAGGCUUUAACUUUUGCACAAGGAACAAAAGAAGACUCAGGACACACAUUUUGUACUUCAGUUUACAUAAAACCUGGACCUGCAGCCGCAUGCGUUCUUGUGUUAAUCUGGGUUUUCUUUUCAUAAAUCUGUAUAUUGGUCUGAUCUUUCUUCUGUGCCAAAGAUUAAACUAUUUUCAUGGCCUUGAUAACUAUUGUUGGAAGUGUAAAAAAUAUAUUUGUUUUCUCUGGGAGAUGUAGGGUACAUGUAGUAGUUUUAAAUCUACAGUAUUUGCGCUGUAGUUUGGUGGACAACAAAUAUUUUACUUAAGACUAAUUACAUAUUUGACAGCACUUGCACUUUUUCUAGAAACUGUAU